This is a messenger RNA of Colletotrichum navitas, 1060 nucleotides long. RefSeq lists its product as uncharacterized. NCBI's taxonomy places the organism in Eukaryota, Fungi, Ascomycota, Sordariomycetes, Glomerellales, Glomerellaceae. The record is from RefSeq and is a predicted model, not a curated record. The transcript has a single exon. The coding region runs from base 442 to 1008 and encodes 188 amino acids.
GUACGAGGUCUUGCCUUCACCUGCCUAGGUGGACGUUUUCAUGUCUUCGGUCACUCCCUCCCAUCCUUCACAACAACCUUUUUGUUCGUUUCCCUCCCGUGCAGCACGCCCCCAUAUCCUCUCCACGUUGCCCCCGAAUCCUCGACCGGCAGAUUCCGCUGAUCAUUUCUGCCCCUGUGGCAUUCCUAGGUGGACGGCGCCCCUUCCCUUUGAUCAACUGUCGGGACGGUUCCAGCCGACGGAGGGCUUGUCCGCUCCGGGUACGGCCACUGGGGGUGCACACUGCGGCGGACGACGAUGCUCUCGCCUCACGUAAGCUGAGCCCCUGUCUCAGAAAGCACGGAGCGAUAAGGCGUCUCGUAGGACUCUUGCCGGGUUCGGAUAUUCCAACCAAAAGGCCCCCCCGCGCACCCUAGCCGAAGCCACCCUGUCUUCGGGCCGAUGAGCUUCGCGGCUUCAGUCAACCAUCCGAAUCCUUCGGUAGCAUUACUUCUUGGUCAUCCGAGACCAUUCGAUGACGUGGUUGAGUGGGACGUGUUGCCGCGUUCGGAAGAAGGCGUUUUUUUUUUCCCCUUCGAUUCUUUUCUUCUUCUCUGUUUCUGGUCUCUCGCACCCGUCGCCGUGGGAAGGCGGUCGAGAGGGCGUGCGUGCUCCUCCCCCAGUAUUCCGAUCCCGGUCCUUGCCAAACCGGAGUUUCUGGGAAACACUCCCAGUCCGAGCCGGAAGACGAGGGCGAGCGGGGACCCGUUGGUUUCGGGUGAAGGACGCGGGGAUGGUCGUGCCCCGUCUCCGGGCGACCCAGUUAUCUCGGGUGCUAAGGGGUCGUGCUCCGUCCUUCACCGGGCAGCCGGAUGUGGCGACUUUCGACUACUUGGCCUUUGCCAUGUUUCAUCCGGUAAUACUCCGAAGCUCGAGUUUGUUCCCUUGAGGGACCGAUGGAUACAUAUCGUUCCGUCAGAGAUGCCGAUGCAUUUGACUCCUCCCGCUGAAAUGAACCGGAAUGUCUGAUGCCACGACAUCGGACCAUGUUUUGAGUUACGAAGUGUCUGUUUCAUGCAAU